ACAGCCCGGGAGCCGCCGCCGCCGCUGCCUCGGAGCAGCCGGGCCGGAGCGAGAGCCGAGAGCGGGCCCCCGAGCCGCCGCCGCCGCCGCCAUGGGGAGCCGCGUGUCGCGGGAAGACUUCGAGUGGGUCUACACCGACCAGCCCCACGCCACCCGGCGCCGGGAGAUCCUGGCAAAGUAUCCAGAGAUAAAAUCCUUGAUGAAACCUGACCCCAACUUGAUAUGGAUUAUAAUUGUGAUGGUCCUCACUCAGUUGGUUGCGUUUUAUCUAGUGAAGGACUUGGACUGGAAAUGGGUUGUAUUUUGGGCAUACGCUUUUGGCAGCUGCGUUAACCAUUCAAUGACUCUGGCUAUUCACGAAGUUUCCCACAAUAGCGCCUUUGGCCACUACAGAGCCAUGUGGAAUCGCUGGUUUGGAAUAUUUGCUAAUCUUCCUAUCGGCGUUCCGUAUUCAAUUUCCUUUAAGAGAUAUCACAUGGAUCAUCAUCGGUACCUCGGAGGCGAUGGCAUCGAUGUGGAUAUUCCAACCGAUUUUGAAGGCUGGUUCUUCUGUACCACUUUCAGAAAGUUUAUAUGGGUCAUUCUUCAGCCUCUCUUUUAUGCAUUUCGACCUCUCUUCAUCAACCCCAAACCAAUUUCUUAUCUGGAAAUUAUCAAUACAGUGAUCCAGAUCACUUUUGACAUUAUAGUUUACUAUGUUUUUGGAAUUAAAUCUUUAUUCUACAUGUUGGCAGCAUCCUUACUUGGUCUAGGUUUGCACCCGAUUUCUGGACAUUUUAUAGCUGAACAUUACAUGUUCUUAAAGGGACAUGAAACUUACUCGUAUUAUGGCCCUCUGAAUUUACUUACCUUCAAUGUGGGUUACCAUAACGAACACCAUGACUUCCCCAACAUUCCCGGAAAAAGCCUUCCCCUGGUGAGGAAAAUCGCAGCCGAGUACUAUGACAGCCUCCCCCACUACCAGUCCUGGAUAAAAGUGCUCUAUGACUUUGUGACAGAUGACACCAUAAGUCCCUACUCCAGGAUGAAGAGGCAUCAAAAAGGCGAGGUGGAACUGGAGUGAAGGUCGCCGGAGCCAGAAGAAUUCCUCUCUGAAACGUCCAAGUAGCCGAUAAGGUGGAGCUCUUGCAUUAUUAAACCGAGACCAAGGGGUGUGGGAGCCACCCUCAUACAGUUUCUGAGUGUGAUCCCCGUGGUGUCAGGAAGCUAACCUGGCUCUACCAGCUUGUCCGCAGUGUUCAGCUUUACUCACAGGAAGUGUAUUUGUUGUGUUGUCAUUGUGGAGGAUGUUUUCACCCAUGUCUGACAGUUUGCAAGCAUGUCAUAAAGAAGCUUUUAAACAGCUGUUUCUAGUACAUUAUUUUCACUAUAAAGUUUUCCUUUAUUAAAACUGUUAAUAAACUGAGCUAUUAAUCACAACAAAUAGUAUUUAUCACAUUUUUGUAUUUUACUGUCUCUAUACCAUGUAAUACGGUAACCAGGGUAUGGGUUUCCCCAGCCAUCCGAAAGUUCACUUUAGGCCACUUGGCUUCUGUGAAGGACCUACAUUGGUACCUGUUUUCACUAACCAAAAGAAAUCCAAAGAGGAUUUUCGCUUUUAUGAAAAAAGGUGAAAAGUGAAAAUAGCAUUAUAGAGACAGCGGCACCCCAAGCAGUGAGGGCAGCACCACCAGGCCCCUUCCCCUGGGACGACACCCAGCUUCUCAGCAUCCCGCCGCCAUAGCUGCAAACCAUGUCUCUGAGCCUUUGUGCUCUAUCUCGAUUUUUUUUGGUAGGUUAUUUUUGGGUUCUGGGGAUGCUUCAGAAAUUUUCCCAUAUAAGUUAGUGGUAAUUACUGCUUCGCUUUACACCGUCUUGGCUCACAAAAGGUUUCGUAGGAACACUGCUUUCAGAUGGUGGGGGAAACCCGGACUAGGGUGAGCUUACUUUAAAACUUCACCAAAAAAAAAAAAA
Equus caballus (horse) is the source of this 1953-nucleotide messenger RNA. It is a transcript of the gene DEGS1, whose product is annotated as delta 4-desaturase, sphingolipid 1. Gene Ontology annotation, molecular function: sphingolipid delta-4 desaturase activity. Gene Ontology annotation, cellular component: membrane. Gene Ontology annotation, biological process: ceramide biosynthetic process. The record is from RefSeq and is a predicted model, not a curated record. Lineage: Eukaryota; Metazoa; Chordata; Mammalia; Perissodactyla; Equidae.